UAUGGUUCUGGACGCCUCCAUGACUGCACGCAACCCGCAACAGCUGCUUGCAUUUAGGGGGUUUAAUUUAUAACGUAUAUUUGAUAUUAUUCUGAUGCGGAUUUAUUCCGACAAUGCAGCCCCAAAGUUAUGGAGUUAAACAAACUAGUUGGAUAGAGAAGUUACGCUUCCCGUACCGUCUUGGAAACUCUAGUCUGGAUUGGUUUGCGUAAAAAUCGAAACGUCUUUUAUCCCAGUUAUUCUGUCAACAUCUGGAUUAACCAUUCGAUGACAAAGAUUAUUUUUGAAUUUCCUUAACUCUAUGUGAUCAUUUCCUUUUUCAUAUAUGAUAGUGUGUGGACGCUUAUCCUGGAUUUUUGCUUUUUUGGAUACCAAUGAGUUCUGCAUGUAGAUUAUGCAUUCUUUAGGAUGGGUGCGAACAAUGGGAAACAGUAUGGAAGUGAGGGUAAAGGUAGCUCCAGCAUCUCCUCUGACAUUAGUUCGAGUACAGAUCACACACCGACCAAAGCUCCAAAGAAUGUGGCUACCACCGAAGACUCAGACCGCAGCACACGGACAUUGAGCACCCCCAGCCCUGGCCUCAUCCUGCCCACAAAGUCCACUUCCCUCUCCUCCCCAGCCCUAUCCAUCAAUGGCCAUGAGUCCACCUCCCCCUCUGGCUCUGCAGAGACCGUCGCCAUGGUGCACCCCCAGCCAGGCACCCAGACCCGCUCCCGCCAAUCUAAAGGCCAACACUACGCCCCCAUCGACCUCCUCCCUGAUCAUGCCCUCCUGCAGAUCUUCUCUCACCUUCCCACCAAUCAGCUGUGCUGCUGUGCACGGGUGUGCCGACACUGGUACAACCUGGCGUGGGACCCGCGCCUGUGGAGCACCGUGCGUCUGACAGGCGAGCUGCUCCAUGCCGACCGUGCCCUGAGGGUGCUGACCCACCGGCUGUGUCAGGACACCCCCAACGUGUGUCUGACCCUGGAGACAGUAGUGGCCAGCGGCUGCCGGAGGCUCACUGACCGGGGGCUGCAUGCAGUGGCUCAGUGUUGCCCGGAGCUGCGCCGCCUAGAGGUGACCGGCUGCUACAACAUCUCCAACGAGGCCGUGUUCGAGGUGGUUUCCUGUUGCCCCAACCUGGAGCACCUCAACGUCUCAGGUUGUUCCAAGGUGACCUGCAUCAGCCUCACCCAGGAGGCUUCAGUCCAGCUCUCUCCGCUGCAUGGCCAGCAGAUCUCCAUCCACUACCUGGACAUGUCUGACUGUUUUUCCCUGGAGGACCAGGGCCUCCGCACCAUUGCCUCCCACUGCCCCCGCCUCACACACCUCUACCUGCGGCGCUGUACGCGUCUCACUGACGAAGCCCUGCGCCACCUGGCUCUGCACUGCCCCUCCGUCAGGGAGCUCAGCCUCAGCGACUGCCGCCUGGUGGGGGACUUCGGCCUGCGCGAGGUGGCCCGCCUGGAGGGCUGCCUGCGCUACCUGAGUGUGGCCCACUGCAGCCGCAUCACAGACGUGGGGGUGCGCUACGUGGCUCGCUACUGCCCGCGGCUCCGCUACCUGAACGCGCGGGGCUGCGAGGGCCUCACGGACCACGGCCUGGGACACUUGGCCAGGAGCUGCCCCAAGCUCAAGUCCCUGGAUGUAGGCAAGUGCCCGUUAGUGUCAGACAGCGGGUUGGAGCAGCUGGCACUGUAUUGCCAGGGCCUGAGGAGGCUGAGCCUGAGGGCGUGCGAGAGCGUGACGGGUCGAGGUCUACGGGCCAUAGCCGCAAACUGCUGCGACUUGCAGCUGCUCAACGUACAGGACUGCGAGGUGUCGUCGGAGGCACUGCGAUUCGUUAGGCGCCACUGCAGACGCUGCGUCAUAGAGCACACGAACCCCGGGUUCUUCUGAGAGAGGGAUCACUGGAUUCACCUUCUGACAAAUGGAUAUGUUUAAAUUCCUGCUCUGGGGUUGACCAAGAAGAGGGCUGAGUUGUCAGGACUAGUUGGAAAUGGUGUGCAAUAUCCACGUGUAUUUUUUUAAGGUUAUUUGCAUGGUUAAUAAUGCUGUUCUUUGCGUACACUCACAUGGAAUGUAUUUAACAUAUUUAUCUGUAUUAAGAUGAGGCAAAUGUUUCAAUGUAUUAGACCUUGUUUGGUAUUCCUCUCACAUGUCACAUUUCGGAUGUAACGUUUGCUAUGCAAUAACAUUGAGCACUGGGUACAGAUUCAUUUCGAAUGCCUUCUCUUUACCGUUGUCUCUCUUUUGUGCUUCAUUUCAUCAACUUUAAGGAGACAGAUAUUCACCAUUACAUUGUACACAUUCCUUUUUGCGCAGGAAGUUGUUCCACACCAAACCACUAUGAAUGUAUCACUAGUCAGCUAACCCAAUAACCAGCAUAUCUGGUGACUUCUUAACCCUGUGUUCAAAUCCAAUAGGAAGAAAGGUGUAUCUUUGUCAGUCUUAAGUGCUUAUAAUGUUUCUUUUUUUGUAUGUUGUGUGCAUAUGUACUUUAUCAAAUCUAACAGACAAUCACUUCAAUUGAGCUCAAUGGUGUCAUGCGUCUUGACUAUUUUAUCUUGCAAAGUACAGUGUAUAGAAUUAGUGUAUAGACUCAAUGUAUAGACUCUGUGUAUAGACUCAGUGUACAACUACGUUUUACUACCAAAUAGAAAACAAAAGGAUUGGUGUUCUUUUGACCAGGAACAUGUUGCUGCUACAAUUAUUCUAAUAAACAGCUUUGUAAUAAACAACUCUUCAACCA
This is a messenger RNA of Salmo salar (Atlantic salmon), 2734 nucleotides long. Its product is annotated as F-box/LRR-repeat protein 7. Gene Ontology annotation, molecular function: protein binding. NCBI's taxonomy places the organism in Eukaryota, Metazoa, Chordata, Actinopteri, Salmoniformes, Salmonidae. Gene Ontology annotation, biological process: SCF-dependent proteasomal ubiquitin-dependent protein catabolic process. Gene Ontology annotation, cellular component: SCF ubiquitin ligase complex. The record is from RefSeq and is a predicted model, not a curated record.